UAGAAAAAAAUACUUAGUACCUACAUCAUAAUUCCUUAUCAUUUUUGACAUUAAUAAAAAAUAGUAAAUAGUUUUAUAAUAUAUUUUUUGAAAUAUGGCUGGCGAAAAGAAGAAAGCACUGUUUAUUUGUUUGGGAAAUAUUUGCCGAUCGCCUAUAGCAGAAGGUGUAUUUCAAAAAAUAGUAAAUGAUCUAAACAAAGGGGACGAAUGGGAAAUUGACAGUGCAGCGAUAGGCGGCUGGCAUGUAGGCAAUCCACCAGACUGGCGAGCAUUGGAUACUAUGAAGAAACAUGAUGUACCUUAUAAUAAUUGUGCUAGACAAAUAGUCAAAGAAGACUUCAAUCAUUAUGACUUUAUUUUUGGAAUGGAUAACGAAAAUAUGAGGGCGCUGAAUUCAAAGGCACCAAAGGGGUCUAAGGCAAAACUCUUAUUGUUUGGAACCUUUGAUCCAGAGGGAGACAAAAUUAUAAGGGAUCCAUAUUAUGAUAGUGGUGCAGAAGGGUUUGAAAAAUGCUAUCAACAAUCUGUAAGAUGCUCAAAGGGAUUUUUGGAACAGUUAGAAAAAGGAAAUAUAUAAA
Zerene cesonia (dogface butterfly) is the source of this 578-nucleotide messenger RNA. RefSeq names its product low molecular weight phosphotyrosine protein phosphatase 1-like. The coding region runs from base 95 to 577 and encodes 160 amino acids. Gene Ontology annotation, biological process: protein dephosphorylation. Gene Ontology annotation, cellular component: cytoplasm. Lineage: Eukaryota; Metazoa; Arthropoda; Insecta; Lepidoptera; Pieridae. Gene Ontology annotation, molecular function: non-membrane spanning protein tyrosine phosphatase activity; acid phosphatase activity. The transcript has 4 exons. The record is from RefSeq and is a predicted model, not a curated record.